ACCAUAUACGAUAUAUUCUAACUAAAAAUGGCGAGUGCCAGCAGUGAGAAUGGCGAGGAGCUAAUGGUCUACGAUGGGAACUCGGAUUCGGAGGAGUCCGAGUACUCGGAGACCGAGGAUACCCAUGAUGGCGACAAGGAAUCGCCACUAAUCACACCGCAUAGCAAUGCCGAUUCGGGUUGUCCCCUGGAGGUCUCCCUGCCGGAUCCCAAGUCGGCUGGCCAAAAGGGUCAGAAUAAGAGCAAUAGCAGCACUGGUACCAGUACCAGUACCAGUGUUGGGGCAGUGAAUCCCAACUAUGGCUUCGGCAAACGUUGGUCCAAGUCCGAGGAUGUGCUGCUCAAGAAGCUGGUGGAGAAGCAUGGCGAGAACUGGGAGAUCAUCGGGCCGCACUUCAAGGAUCGCAUGGAACAGCAGAUUCAGCAGCGUUGGGCCAAGGUCCUUAAUCCCGAGCUGAUCAAGGGUCCCUGGACGAGGGAUGAGGACGACAAGGUCAUCGACCUGGUGCGCAGCUUUGGACCCAAGAAGUGGACCCUCAUAGCCCGGUACCUGAAUGGGCGCAUCGGGAAGCAGUGCCGCGAGCGGUGGCACAAUCACCUGAAUCCGAAUAUCAAGAAAUCAGCCUGGACCGAGGAGGAGGACAAGAUCAUCUACCAGGCCCACAUCGAGCUGGGCAACCAGUGGGCAAAGAUUGCCAAACUUCUGCCCGGACGCACUGAUAAUGCUAUCAAAAACCAUUGGAACUCAACAAUGCGUCGUAAAUAUGAUGCCGAACGCAGGUCGGCGAAUGCAUCUGGUAGCGAUUUGAAGAGUUCGCGAACCCAUCUUAUAACGCUGAUCAAAUCGGGUGGCAUCAGCAAGGGGCAGCAUAAUAAUAUGCAGCUCAAGUUGACUUCCACGGAGACAACAGAUAACAAGCCAGCCACAAAAUCCGAUAACGCUGAGGGCACGCAAUUGAAUAAUGUAAAACCUGAGAUCACCGAGUCACAAGAUUCUUUGGGAACCGAUAAUUACCUCAGCUCUCUGGGUACUCUGAAUUUGAAGAUGUCACUACCGCGCCAAACACCGAACAUCUUGAAGCGGCCGCGCAAAAACAUUCCCGAAACUCACCUUCAGGCUGGUCCAUCGAACGGGGUUUACGGCCAGGAAGAUGCUGCCAAGCCCCGUCUGCCCGGUUCGCCUGUUAUAACGCCCAUCAAAUCUCUACCCUUCUCGCCGAGCCAUUUCCUAAAGUCGCCAUGCCUGACCACAUUCGAGGAUAUGAACUUGCGAGCCAGCACACCAGUGACCAAGGUCUACAAUCGCGUUGGCAUGGAGAUCAAGAAGGAGCUGGAGACCUCAUCCAUUGAAACUCCACACAAGAGCCAACUUGGACCGCGAACACCAACGCCUUUUAAGAAGGCACUAGCUGCCAUUGGCAAGAAAAGGGACGGUCGUCGUUAUGAACCCUCUAGCCCGUCCAGUUUGGCGGAAGAUCUGGCUGAGAUCAUUCACGAAGAGCAUCUUAGCAAUUCCCUGAAUGGAAACAAUUCCAAAUUGACAGUUGGUGGCGAUCAAAGCACUUCGUUUAGCACCGAAAACAAUGCCCAGUCGCCAGUUUUGAAACGUGCCAGAAAAUCACUGCUCUCAACUUGGAGCUCCAAUCAUCCUUCCAACGGAAGCAACACCAAGAAGGUUCAACCUUUUGAAACCGAGACGCCCAGCAAGUUUCUCACGUCUCCAGGCAACAUUUUGAAGGACACGCUCUGCAGCGAACAGGAUCUGCCGUUCGACGAGGGCCGAAAGGAGAAUCGACCAUUCCAUAACCGCAGAAGCUACAAGUACCGUGGUGCGUUGUCCUACGAUCAUGUCAUCGAUCCGAAAUGGGCUCGGGUGGCCUGCGGCAAGACCAAAGAUCAAAUAUUUAUGGAGGAGCAGGCCUAUGCGUGUCUUAAAAAUCUCUCCUGUAUACCACGUUCCCUUAACUUUGAAAAACAAAAAUGUUUGGUAAACUCAUUUGACCGCUUUGGUUCGCUAUAAUUUUUUCAUGUUGCUAUAAGAGGUAUUACAAAAAAUAUUAUGAGUAUCAUUUUUUUAUAAUGUAGAUACAUACGGCUCCUUAAAAUUGCACAUACAUUUGAUAACACUUUCGUUUGAUGAGCAACGCAUUUCAAAAUAAGAUUAAAAGUACUACAUUUAUUGCAUUAUUGGUUACACACACCUUGAUUUGUAUCCCAUUUUUUCGUAUAUUUAAUAAAUAAAUAAGCUUAAAUUGAAA
Molecule: messenger RNA, 2257 nt
Organism: Drosophila suzukii
Lineage: Eukaryota; Metazoa; Arthropoda; Insecta; Diptera; Drosophilidae
Gene: Myb
Product: proto-oncogene like protein Myb
Biological process (GO): regulation of DNA-templated transcription
Cellular component (GO): nucleus
Molecular function (GO): RNA polymerase II cis-regulatory region sequence-specific DNA binding; DNA-binding transcription factor activity, RNA polymerase II-specific
Source: RefSeq, a predicted model, not a curated record